Danaus plexippus (monarch butterfly) is the source of this 2037-nucleotide messenger RNA. RefSeq lists its product as uncharacterized. NCBI's taxonomy places the organism in Eukaryota, Metazoa, Arthropoda, Insecta, Lepidoptera, Nymphalidae. The transcript is spliced from 4 exons. The record is from RefSeq and is a predicted model, not a curated record. The coding region runs from base 188 to 892 and encodes 234 amino acids.
AAUGUCAGUUAGUGUCUGUAUAUCGUAGAAGAAGGUGGUCUAGUUUUAUUUUGAUUUAGUUUUUGUUAAAUAAUUUUUAAAAUAUUUAUUGUUUCUUUUAAUAUAGUUCAAUGAAAAACGGCUAUUAAGUUUUGUAUUUAAUAGUAUCCAAAAAGUUUUUCAUUAAUUCACAUAUUAUUAAAAAAAGAUGCAAGAAACCGUUACAAACGAGAGAAAAUCUUUAUUUUCUUCAUUCCUUGAAGUCCUCGAAGCGCGGGAAAAGCAAGCCCAAGCAGAUCGACAGCUGCAGGAGGAAAAAUAUCAGAGAAGGACCCAAAGAAUAUAUGAGUUCCAUGAGAGACAGCAGCGCGAGGCAGCCGAGCUGCAGCGCUGCGUGGAGUUCGUGUCGCAGCACGCCGGGGUGCUGGAGUCCGUGCUGCGUGGGGCGGGCGGAAGCGGGGGGGACGCCGUGCCGCUGUCGGCAGCGCUCGUCAGGCACGCCGCCGCGCUGCAGCGCUGCAUGGCACAGUGCGUCGCCAACGCCUCGCGUAUCCGACAUCUGCUGACGGCCGCUCAUCAGCCACAGAUGGACUCCAUGCUCGCUAAGAUGGAAGCAGAGCUGAGCACGUGGACCGCCUUCCUCCAGCGAGCCGUGGACGCCACCUACAACACCGAGGUCGUUAUCGACAAUCUCCAAAACCUCGUCGCGGAGCAGAAGCGUUGUGUUCGGGAGGUGUCCGCCAGCAGCGUGUACACGGCGCUGUGCGGCCCGCCCGACCCUGCCGAUGACACGGACGGGGGAUCAACGGGGACUCCGCGCGCUCCGGGGUCGGAGGGGUCGCUCGGACCCCACACGCCGGGGACGAGACGCGCGCCCUCCGCCGCCUGCAGCACGCCGCUGUCGCGCGAUUAGCGGCCGGCACACACGGACACACACACGCCGCACACGCUGUGCUGUGCGCUGUUCAGGCUGUAGGCCGAGGGUCGUACUAAGGAACAUCUUUCACAUGUCGCUCACUCUUCUGUUAAGUUAUUCGAGUGUGAUCCUCGCCAGCCCGGGCGUGUCGUCCCGUGUCCGUGUCGCGUCUCUGCCGGGGUCGGACUCUCUGCACUCAGUACAAACAAUCUCCACUGCCUUAGCUCGUGUGUUCAACAGUCUUUAUAAUAAUGAUGGUGUGUCUGAUGCCAGGCGUCGUCAGGUCGCCAUCCUUCGCCCUUAUCUUCGCCACUGCUCAUGUCUCACUAUCGUCCCUGUCUCCUUCGCGUGAACUCGACCUUUCUUAUGUGAGUGUCUAAUGUGUCAGUGUUUGUAUCGCGUAAUGUUGUUGAUCGUAUACACUAAACGUGCUUUAAGUUUAACGUUUAGGUUAUUCCUAAAGGUUUCAACCUAUAUCUUCAGACGUAUCGGCCGUCUGUUCUCGUGUGAGAUGUGUCGUCGAUUAAAGCCUAGUUGGUAUAUAUUUUACGUUAUGCUGAAGGUGUCACAUUUGUCCCUACACCGCUUCGCUUCGAGCUUGCCUCUAUAUCUUUAUGUUUCAUUGAUCUCGUACGUGACUCUCAAUAACUGUGUACCAAUAAUAAUAGUAAUAACUUGUUAUAUCGGAUCUAUAUAUUAAGUACAUUACAUGUAGCUGGGACGCUUCGGUGUCCGUGUGUGAGUGAGGUCGCGCUACACGCUUGUGAUAACACAACGAAACAACCCCUAGUAGUGUUACAUUUACAUGGACGUGUGUCUGUCUCUAUGUGUGUGUGUGUGUGGGUGUAUGUGUGUGCUCUCUCCUUCCUUGUACAUAUAGUUAUUACAUUUUAUAUAUAAUUAUCAGAAUUUUCGAAUUUGCUGUUUAUUGUUACUCUAUCAGAUAUUAUAUGCAUUCAUAUAAUAGUGAAAAUUGUAUGUUUUACAAAUAAUAUGUCAAUGUUGAACUUUUGCUAAAAUAUAUUCGAUAAAAUUGUUUUGUGUGUGUAUGUGUGUACGUGCGUGUAUCGCCCUUACACACACACGCACGUAUGUAUUGUAUUUUUUGAAUAUGGAACAUAAAUAAAACACGAAGUUACAAA